Molecule: messenger RNA, 1026 nt
Organism: Racocetra persica
Lineage: Eukaryota; Fungi; Glomeromycota; Glomeromycetes; Diversisporales; Gigasporaceae
Source: the annotation of a GenBank genome assembly
AUGAAAACCAGAAAUUCAAAAACAGUUGCAAACAAUAAGAUACAAACUACUUCUAAACCUGCUCAAUCUGCUAAACGAGGCCGUUGCAAAAAGAAGCAAGACACAAUUGCAACUUUUUCACAAAUAAUUGAUGACCUUUUAAAUGAUGCUAAUAAUCUGCAAGGCAAAUAUUAUUUUUAUUGGACUUUUAUAAUUAGACAUAAUUUUUAUAAUUCUCCUUUAAAUAAAGAAGACAAAUAUGAGGUUGAUAGUAUUAGUGAAUCGUCUCAAUCUUCAAUCAUUAUACCUUUACGACAACUAUCACCAGAUCUAAGAUUGAGAAAUGAAUCACCUACUUUAAGGUCAAGGAUUUUGUCUCAAGUAAUACCACUUUCGAAAUCAAGAUUUGCUCCCACACAAUAUUUAUCACCAGCUUUAGAAUCGAGAUUUGCAUCCUCAAGACAUUCAUCACCAGCUUUAGAGUCAAGAAUUAAUACUCAAAAUGAUUUCACUUCUUUCUAUCAAAAUUCUAUUAAUCCAAUGAUCACAUCUCUAAAAAAGUCAUCUGCUUUAGAACUUAUGAACUUAUCGAUGAAAAUACCAGCCACAGAUAGUUUACAACUUACUCCUUCCACCUCUUUGGCAUUAUCGUCUAUAGCACAAGAUCAAUAUGAAAAAAAGACAAAAGCCAGCCAAGACUAUUUAGAGAAGUUGAAAUCCGAAGGUAUUGAAUGGCUUCAAGUAGCUAAAAGGCACUUUGGUGACUUCUGUAACAAAUUAAUUAAUAAUAUUGAAGAGUUAGUUAAAGAUUUCAAAAAAAAGAGAAUUUGUUCUACAACAAGCCUGUUACAAAAAGAAAAAAUUAUUGCAUUCGCGGACGAAUCUGCAACUGUUAAUAUAUUAAAUCGUGUGUUUGCUAUUAAUUAUACAACAAGAGAUGUUGAGGGGACAAGAGCAUUAGAUAGGCUGACUAAAAAAUAUUGCCAUUCCAUCACGAAAUGGCAAAAAUUUCACCAGCAAUAUGCAAUUAUAAUACUUUAUAUUUGA